Messenger RNA from Phanerochaete carnosa HHB-10118-sp, 550 nucleotides. RefSeq lists its product as uncharacterized. Gene Ontology annotation, cellular component: cell cortex. NCBI's taxonomy places the organism in Eukaryota, Fungi, Basidiomycota, Agaricomycetes, Polyporales, Phanerochaetaceae. Gene Ontology annotation, molecular function: actin monomer binding. The record is from RefSeq and is a predicted model, not a curated record. The coding region runs from base 62 to 442 and encodes 126 amino acids. The transcript is spliced from 4 exons.
CACACCUCCCGUCUCAUUCUUCCUCUUUCUGUGCUCCGCUCUCGUCUUUUCUUGAAUAAUCAUGUCGUGGCAAGCAUACGUCGAUACCAACCUUAUUGGCACCGGGAAGGUCACACACGCCGCCAUCGUUGGCCAACAGGGAGGUAUCUGGGCACACUCUGCAAACUUCAACCUCAGCGCAGAGGAGCAGAAGGCAAUCGUGGGCGCGCAUGCGAACCUCGACCAGAUCCGCGCGAGCGGCGUCCGCCUCGCUAGCCAGAAGUACAUCACGACCACGGCGGAAGGGCGUAGUAUCUACGGCAAGAAGGGCGCUGACGGCUGUGUGAUCGUCAAGACCAAGCAAGCGAUCCUCGUCGCGGUCUAUGUCGGGCCUUUGCAAGCUGGAGAAACCACUCCUGUCGUCGAGAAUCUCGCCGACUACCUCGAAAGCGUGGGCUACUAGACAGACGUUUCCUGGGCGAUAAUGAUUGACGGGCAUGACUAAGUUGUAUCUUGACACACCGCAUCUUUUGGCUACACUCCAAUGAAGUAUUCUCUACAUAACCACAAC